Capsella rubella is the source of this 733-nucleotide messenger RNA. Its product is annotated as 40S ribosomal protein S13-1. Gene Ontology annotation, biological process: translation. The transcript has 5 exons. NCBI's taxonomy places the organism in Eukaryota, Viridiplantae, Streptophyta, Magnoliopsida, Brassicales, Brassicaceae. Gene Ontology annotation, molecular function: small ribosomal subunit rRNA binding; structural constituent of ribosome. The record is from RefSeq and is a predicted model, not a curated record. The coding region runs from base 93 to 548 and encodes 151 amino acids. Gene Ontology annotation, cellular component: ribosome; nucleolus; cytosolic small ribosomal subunit.
UUUUUGAUUACUCCUUGAGCGCAGUCGCCAGCCGGAAGAAACCGAAGAAGAACACAUCUCAGUGUAAGGAAGAUCUCUUCGCCGUCGCAGUCAUGGGUCGAAUGCACAGUAGAGGUAAGGGUAUCUCGGCAUCUGCUCUGCCGUACAAGCGUUCAUCCCCGAGCUGGCUGAAGACAACCCCUCAGGAUGUUGAUGAGUCCAUUUGCAAGUUUGCAAAAAAGGGUUUGACCCCGUCACAGAUUGGUGUCAUUCUUCGUGAUUCUCACGGAAUUCCACAAGUGAAAAGUGUAACUGGGAGCAAGAUUUUGAGAAUCUUGAAAGCUCAUGGUCUUGCACCUGAGAUUCCUGAGGAUCUGUAUCACCUGAUCAAGAAAGCUGUUGCCAUCCGCAAGCACCUUGAGAGGAACAGGAAAGACAAGGACUCCAAAUUUAGGUUGAUUCUUGUAGAGAGCAGAAUCCACCGGCUUGCUCGUUACUACAAGAAGACCAAGAAGCUCCCACCCGUCUGGAAGUAUGAGUCUACAACAGCAAGCACUCUUGUGGCUUAAGAGAAAAGUCGAUUUAGAAGUCCUUCAAGUACGACCAUUUCAUUGUCUGCACUACAACUCUGCAUUUAAACCUAUGUAUCUGUUUUCGCUACUUUUGAUGAGUUACUAUGAGAUUUUGAUUUAAGGGAACGAAUUUGAUAAUGCAAAUCUUUUAGACUUGUUAAUGUCAGUUUAUAUUUUACAGA